AUGUCUCGCAUCCAACGUCUCCCUUUUAUCCUCCACACCCUCAUCGAAAUUCCCGCCUCCGUAAACUUCUUCCUCAACCCUUCAUCUCAACUUUCCAUCCCAGCACCACAAGCUCACACCAUCAUCCAACAAUACGCGACGCUCCUUUUCGUUUCAUGUCUCAUCUCAAUUAUAUUCGCUUCGCGAUCUGUCGAUAGGACAAGUCGUAAUGUCGCGGGUGCUUUGUCGUUGUAUCAUGUUGCUCCUGCUAUUAGAGCUGGAGGUAGGAUUGUCACGGGAGAAGGAUUUGGAAAGGGGGUGAAGGGUUUGGGAGGUCCUGGGUGCGAUGAAACUAAACCAACAUGUACAAAUUGUUCGAGGCAUAGCAUACAAUGUGAAUAUAUGUUCUUACCUCUCAAUCAUCCCACGCUUCAAAUACUUCCCACAAAGAAGUUACCUCUUCCUACUACAGCGACUGUCGCGCGACGAAAUGCUUAUUUCUCGCGUCCUGUCCCACGCAAUCCCAUUUCUUUCUACUUCCCGACUUCCAUUUCCACUACCGUGUCAGGAGUAGACGAAGCACUCGAGUUCCGCCUAUUUCAACACUUCAUAAAUAUCACCGAUGUUCCUCAAUUAUUUUCUGCAUGCAACAUAUCGCUAUGGAUCAUUCAGCUCGCUUGUCGUCAUCGUUCAGUAAUGGAAGCUUUGUUGGGUGUUUCAGCAUUUCAUCUCCGGAGUUCAUUUUCAUCGUCUUCUUCUGCUUUUCCUACCAGUACAAUACCGGAAAGUAAGUCAGAGAGAGAAGUGAUAAAAGCGAGUCAUCAUUAUAUGGGGUUAGCUAUUGCUACACAUCGAAAAUUAAUCAUCGAGGAGGGUGUUACGGAAAAGACAGCCGAUGCAGUUCUGGGAUCUUGUUUGUUCAUCACGUAUCAUGCUACGGGAAGUCAAAAAUUCCUUAAUCAAGCUCAUAAUUCAGCGCUCUCUUCCAGCAGCAAUACAGAACGACACAGAGAAACAUGUAGAGUACCACUCCAUUGGUUCGUCCCCAUGAAAAGUCUCAAGGAUAUGAUAAACUUAGCCGCAACAUAUGUUCAAAACGAAGGCAUGAGAACACUUUUUGAAUGGGAAGAAGCCAAUUUUAGGGUCAUUCUACAGAAUGAAACGUCGCCGGAUCCCGAUAACGAUUAUCCUACGACAUUCAAUUUUCUCCUCGACGAUUUGCCGCUUGAUGCUCCGGAUUAUAAAACCUAUGCUCUUUGCGUCAAGUAUCUAAACAUCCUCGGCGGAGGCGAAAUCACUAAGUUUAUUCUUAAAUUCCCGGCAUUGGUACCCCCAAGAUUCGUGGAAUUGUUAAGGGAGAAAGAUUUGAGGAUGAUGGGUAUAGUGGGUUAUUUUUUGAUGUUGGUAAGGAGAGCAGAUCAUGAGAAACGUUUGUGGUGGAUGGCAGGAGCGGUGGAAAAUGAUUGGGAGGGAAUGAGAUAUGCAUAUGAAAGUGAUGAGGUAUGGAAUAGGAGGAUGGAGUGGGCUAGGAGAGAGAUUGAGGGCGGGGAGUUUAUAGACUUUGGGAUUGGUGAGGCGUUGGCUAGGGGUUAG
Botrytis fragariae is the source of this 1572-nucleotide messenger RNA. Its product is annotated as putative c6 zinc finger protein. The record is from RefSeq and is a predicted model, not a curated record. NCBI's taxonomy places the organism in Eukaryota, Fungi, Ascomycota, Leotiomycetes, Helotiales, Sclerotiniaceae. Gene Ontology annotation, molecular function: zinc ion binding; DNA-binding transcription factor activity, RNA polymerase II-specific. Bases 1 to 1572 code for a protein of 523 amino acids. The transcript is spliced from 2 exons. Gene Ontology annotation, biological process: regulation of transcription by RNA polymerase II.